Molecule: messenger RNA, 135 nt
Organism: Phytophthora nicotianae INRA-310
Lineage: Eukaryota; Oomycota; Peronosporomycetes; Peronosporales; Peronosporaceae
Exons: 2
Coding region: 1-135 (44 amino acids)
Source: RefSeq, a predicted model, not a curated record
AUGAGAGGGUACAUAUCGCACGAGUCACAUCCGCCACCUGCGCCGGAUCCAGACAAUGAGGGUUUCAUUACCGAAUUGGACGCGAAGUCCUACUGCUAUACUGGUGCGACAGGUUCGAGGCGCACGUGCGACUGA